This is a messenger RNA of Polychytrium aggregatum, 744 nucleotides long. RefSeq lists its product as uncharacterized. Gene Ontology annotation, molecular function: oxidoreductase activity, acting on the CH-OH group of donors, NAD or NADP as acceptor. The record is from RefSeq and is a predicted model, not a curated record. NCBI's taxonomy places the organism in Eukaryota, Fungi, Chytridiomycota, Chytridiomycetes, Polychytriales. Bases 1 to 744 code for a protein of 247 amino acids. The transcript is spliced from 8 exons.
AUGACAAAGAUCCCGCUGGCUGUCGUGACUGGGGCCUCGAGGGGCAUCGGCCUGGAGAUUGCCCGACGUUUUCUGGAGAACAAUGUUGCCACUGUGAUGAUAUCAAGAAAUCCGGCUCGGCUCGAAGCCUCGAGGCACGGUUUGCUUGAGAGCACUCCCGGUCUCUCGGCGAGCAGCCUCUUUGCGCUCAAAUGCAACGUUGCUGACCAGACCAGCGUCGACGAGGUUUGGGAGGAGAUCAACUCGCUUGGACAUGUCCACUAUUUGGUCAACGCCGCAGGAAUCGCUGUUGACGGCCUGCUCGUCCAAGCCAAACGAAACGACAUCGAGGCUGUUCUGAACACCAAUCUCUUUGGAACAAUAUCUAUGUGCAAGGCGGCCUCCAAGGUCAUGUUGCGGAAUCGAAAAGGAUCCAUCGUCAACAUAUCCUCGGUCGUUGGCGUUUCUGGGAACGAGGGCCAGUCUAUCUACGCAGCUUCCAAGGCUGGUGUCAUCGGUUUCUCAAAGUCACUUGCCAAAGAGCUUGCGAGCCGCGGUGUCCGGGUCAACUCGGUCUCUCCAGGCUUCAUUGAGACAGACAUGACUGCCCACCUAUCCGACGCCAAGAGAGCUCACUAUAUCUCACGAAUUCCUCUGGGCAAGUUCGGACACCCCCAGGACGUCGCAGAGGGAGUGAUGUAUCUUUUGGAUGCGCCCUAUGUUACCGGUCAGAACCUCGUCAUCGAUGGAGGGCUGCUGGCAUAG